Staurois parvus is the source of this 337-nucleotide messenger RNA. NCBI's taxonomy places the organism in Eukaryota, Metazoa, Chordata, Amphibia, Anura, Ranidae. The record is from the annotation of a GenBank genome assembly.
GUGGGCACAGGUGGGUGGCACUGGUGGGCACAGGUGGGUGGCACUGCUGGGCACAUGUGGGGGCACUGCUGGGCACAGGUGGGGGCACUGCUGGGCACAGGUGGGUGCACUGCUGGGCACGGGUGGGCGCACUGUUGGGCACAGGUGGGCGCACUGUUGGGCACAGGUGGGCGGAACUUGUGUGUGGCACAGGUGGGCACCGAUCAUCAGGGCACUGAUGAUCAGUGACCCUGAUGAUUGGUGCCGAUCCCUGUUCUGACAACUGCCGGUUUUCGGCAGUACUUUCCUCACGAUCUGACAGCGUGAGGAAAGUGCAGCCGAGAACCGGCAUUUGCAU